AUGUCCGGCGACGGCACGAUGACCUAUGGAGGGUAUGGUGGAUACGGUCCAAUGGGUGGCAUGGGAUCAUCCUACGGAUCACCGUACGGUCUAGGCGGAUACCCAGGAAUGACUGGAAUGGGAGGAGGUUACGGUAUGGGCAUGCCAGGAGCAGGAGGAAUGGGCAUAGGGAGCGGUUAUGGAUCGCCAUUCUCUUCUGGUAGCAUGUAUGGGAGUGGAAUGAGUGGAAUGAACGGAUUAGGUGGAUCAGCUCUCGGUGUGGGUUUAGGGACUAGUCUGUUUUUCAAGAAAUAA
Angiostrongylus costaricensis is the source of this 294-nucleotide messenger RNA. The record is from the annotation of a GenBank genome assembly. Lineage: Eukaryota; Metazoa; Nematoda; Chromadorea; Rhabditida; Metastrongylidae.